UUUUUGUGGUCCCAUAAAUCAAACCUCAUGUAUUGUAUCCAUCUUGUAGACAUGUGGCCCUUUGUCUAUCAUCACAAUAUCAUUAAUUGACUCUUUUAACAUAUAACAAAGUUGGUGCUACAUCAUUCAUCCCCUUUACUAGCUUCCAGGCCUGUUGAGAAAAUGCUAAGUAUGUCUCUGUAACAGCAGCUGUGGCUCCCAUGCAUGUUGUUUGGAAUCUGACUGCAGCGUGGAGUCACUGUCAGUCCUAAAAAUAACUGAACUACAAGCAGCCCGUCGUCCAAAUGACUUGGCAAAAACCUUUCGCCAUGCUGCCCACUCCAUGUUGAUCUAACCAGCUGCUCGGCUGCGAAUCGCUUUUUUACUGGAAGGAUGAACCAUUAUUUCCAUUCUCUGCUUCUGUGGUAAGCUGUUAACUCAGUUUUCAUCGAGAGACAAUUUAACCUCCAUUCUGAAGUGAAGUUGACCAUGGUGCGGAACGUAGAUGACCUGGACUUCUGCCUAUCAUCCCACCCUCAGAGCAUCCUGGAGGGCUUGCGCUCCCUCUGCUCUCAACCCAAACUGGUCGAUGUAACGCUGAGCGCAGGUGGUCGGGACUUCCCCUGUCACCGUGGCGUUUUGGCCCUCUGCAGCACAUACUUCCGCUGCAUGUUCUCAGGGGACUUUGUGGAGAGCAUAGCUGCGCGUGUGGAGCUUCAUGAUGUGGAUCCUGAUAUACUCAGCUGCUUGUUGGACUUUGCCUACACAGGCAAACUGACCAUCAACCAGAGCAAUGUGGAAGGGUUGAUCUGCACCUCCAGCCAGCUGCAGUUCCAGACAGUGAGAGCCGUGUGCAGCCGAUACCUCCAGCACCAGAUUGAUGCAACCAACUGCCUGGGAAUCCUUGAGUUUGGGGCCAUUCAUGGCUGCCCUGAGGUGAUGGCCAAAGCGUGGGCCUUCCUCUUGGAGAACUUUGAGGCUGUACAACAAGGUGAGGAGUUUCUACUCCUGGGAAAGGACAGGCUGAUUGCCUGCCUCUCCGAUGAAGGACUACAAAUCCGGUCAGAGUGCACCCGUGUGGACGCCAUCCUGAAAUGGAUCAGGCACCACAAGGAGUCUCGACUCUGCUACUUUCCAGAACUCCUCACCUUGUCUCGUCUCUCUCUGCUCAGCCUGGAAUACCUGGCUGACACCCUGCUGAAGGACAGUCUGGUGCAGGCCUCUCCCAGCUGCAAAGAAGCUGUGGAAAAAAUUCACAGAGAGAAAAUGGAUUUGGCACCAGAAUACAGGGACAGACUCAACUCUCAGAGUCCACAACCAAACCUGCAAGAGGUGCUGUUCGUAAUGGGAGGUCGUUCAUUGGAUGACUCGGAUGAUGAAGAUGACUCAGACGAAGAUGAGGACAGAGACCCAAGACUGCAAAGACUGCUACGCAGGAACUGUGCCUUCUACAACACAAAGACAAAACAGUGGCAUGAGCUUCCAAACUUCCCCAAUCCUAACAAGUGGGGUUACUCCAUGGUGUCCUUGAACAAUGAUGUCUAUGUCACAGGGGGCUCGCGAGGUUCGAAUACCAACACCUGGUCGACCACAGAGACCUGGAAGUACAUCACACGAGAAGGGAGGUGGGUUACUGUGGCACCCAUGCUCCGGCCUCGGACUAACCACACGUCUGCAACGCUCAACGGGGAGAUUUACGUCAUUGGAGGCACAACAGCAGAUCGUGUUGAAGUCGAGCAUUAUGACCCUUACAAUGACACCUGGGCCUUGACGUGCCCUGCCUUAAAAUAUGUGACUAACUUCACUGCCACAGCGUGCCAUGGGAAGCUCUAUGUGAUUGGCUCAUGUGCUGUGAAGUACAAUGCUUUGACCAUGCAGUGCUACAAUCCUGUUAUAGAUAGCUGGAACAGCAUAUGUUCUCCGUUCAUCCCUAAGUAUUUGUCCUCUCCUUGUUCCGUCUGUGUGGAUGGAACAAUAUAUCUUGUUGCUGACAACACUAAGAAAGUCUAUGCUUAUGAUCCAGAUGCAAACAUGUGGCAGAAGGUCCAGCUACUCCACAUGCUCCACGAGAAUGGUGGCCUGGUAGCUCUGGAUGGCAAACUGUUUGUCACUGGAGGCCAUUGGAAAGGCAUGGAGGGAGAUUACGGGGUGGAAGUGGAGGUUUAUAAUCGAGCAUCCAAUACCUGGGAAGUCGAGUGCUUCCUGCCGAGACUUUGGUUCUACAGCGGAGUCUGCACAAUCUUCCUAGAUCCAUCCCAAUGGCCUGAGGUUUUCCCCAUAGAUUCAACUUAAAGGGCUUGGACUCAUAAAGUUCACAGACACAUGCUCUUAUCAUCUUACAAUGCAAAUGGCUUGUUUAUCUCAGGAUGUCAUUGUGGCCUAGAAUAGUGUGUUACAUGAUACUCAGGUAUUCUUGGUUGGUCUUCGGGCUUUGUUUGGCUGCUCAGCAGGUGUGUAUUUAUACUUUGUAUCAUGUGUUUGGGAUCUGACUUCCUUUCUAUGUUACUGAAGGGUGUGAAUCGUUAUAAUUCUUCUUAUUAUUGUUGUUGUUGUUGGUUGUUCAUCAUGGUGUGUGAAAAUGCUUAAUAAAAUGCGUUCCUGCUCCACCAGA
This is a messenger RNA of Scatophagus argus, 2590 nucleotides long. RefSeq names its product kelch-like family member 30 (gene klhl30). The record is from RefSeq and is a predicted model, not a curated record. The transcript is spliced from 8 exons. Bases 469 to 2271 code for a protein of 600 amino acids. Gene Ontology annotation, molecular function: protein binding. Lineage: Eukaryota; Metazoa; Chordata; Actinopteri; Scatophagidae.